This is a messenger RNA of Electrophorus electricus (electric eel), 2893 nucleotides long. RefSeq names its product MAM domain containing 2a (gene mamdc2a). Lineage: Eukaryota; Metazoa; Chordata; Actinopteri; Gymnotiformes; Gymnotidae. The record is from RefSeq and is a predicted model, not a curated record. Gene Ontology annotation, cellular component: membrane.
UUUAGGAAGACGCGCACGCCAGCAGAGGAGCGACCCCUCCUCUUUCCAGCCCGACCAACUGAGCGUCCAAUUGCGGCUUCAUACAAACGAUGGAGAUUUUAUGUAACGGUAGUUAACGAAGUGACUCUCCAGGAGUCGUUGAACAUCCCCGCGUAUGACUUGCGUUGACGCUGUCCGGUCUCAGUGAUUGUGGAGCAGACAAAGCUUACGCCAUCGGCGCUGUCUCCCGCUGCCACCUCUGCCAUGCGUGUCCUUCAUCUUUCAGUACUUCUGGUCGCGCUGGCCGUGGGGGCGCAACAGCGACUGCUCCCCGGUUCCUGCGGCUUUGAGCAAGGCGCUUGCGGCUACACCUCUGAUCCGGCGUACGCGCCGUGGACUGUCAACGACGAAGGUCGCUUCAUAAUGGCAGACUCCUCGUUUAUGGAGGAGACUGACAAGGCCAUUCUAGUGAGCCCUGAUUUGGAAAUAUUUGAGUGGAGCUGCUUGCGUCUGGUCUACCAAAUCACUGGGAUGGGCUCACUCCUGGUCCACUUACGCCCCGACAGCGAGAACUUUGACUACGUGCUGUGGUCUGCGGACAAAUCUUCGGACAGCUGGCUGAUAGCGAACGUAGACCUGCGUAACAUUUCUGGCACCUACCAGCUUUUAAUGGAGGCCCAACCCAGCCAAAGACCAGGAAACAGCAUUGCUAUCUUUGAAAUUCAUAUCAUCCCUGGCUAUUGUAUAGAGUGCAACUUUGAGGAGCACCAUUUGUGUGGCUACAGCAACCAGUGGAACCCCAACGUGAACUGGUACGUGGGAGCCAGGCUUGCUCAAGACCUUCAGUCCGACCUCCCAGACGACCACACUAUGAACAACGAGAAAGGUCACUACAUGUAUGUGGACUCCAUUUAUGUUAAGAAGUUCCAGGAGGUAGCCAAGCUUGUGUCACCCAUGACCACCACGCCCAUGGCGGGCUGCUUGUCCUUCUACUAUCAGAGGAACCAGGCCAGGGGGAACUUUUUCUCCGUCUUCACCAGGGACCCACUGGGCCACUACGAGGAGAUCUGGAGGCCGGAUGUGUACGCCACCUCCACCUGGAAACUGGUCCAAGUGGAUAUUCGGGCAUACCACCCCUUAGAGGUGGUGUACGAGGUCGCGUUUAACAGUGCUAGCGGUGGCUAUGUGGCCGUGGAUGACAUUGCCUUUUCUCCUGAGUUCUGCCACACGGAAACAGAGCCGACCUUCGACCCCUCCGUGGCAAACUGCGACUUUGAGGAGAGUCUGUGUCAGUACUACCAAGAACACACUGGGAUGUCUGUUUGGAACCGAGUCACUGUGAGGCCAAACGCGUACAGGAUCGGAGACCACACUACUGGAUCUGGUUUCUUCCUCAUGGCCCACACGCAUUUCACCUCAGGCCCGGGCUACAUGGGCCGUCUGCACGCUCCCUUCCUGCCAGGGAACCACAAGUACUGCCUGAGGUUUCACUAUGCUCUGUCUGGUUUCUGGAAGAUUGACAAUACUCUUUCCCUGUACAUCUACGACGAGAAUAAUGUCGCUCAGGAAAGAAUCUGGACCGUGUCGGAGAGCUCCAGAGAUGUGUGGACCGAGGUGGACAUCACUUAUCAGAAACCCAUGUCCACUAAGAUAGUGUUUGUCAGUAUCUGCAGGAACUUCUGGGACUGUGGCAUUGUUGCCCUUGACGAUGUCACCGUGACCCUUGGGGAUUGUCGCAUCACAGCAGGACCUCUGCGACCUGCACCAGGACACUGUUACUUUGAGACAGGCGACUGCGGCUAUACUCAGGAAAAUGAGAAAAAGAGAGACAACUGGAUACGGCUCAGGGGACAGACACCCACCUCCUACACGGGUCCCAGGGGCGACCACACCUUAGGGGUAGGGCACUUCAUGUACAUCGAGGCGUCACACAUGUUACCUGGGCACUCAUCACAGCUGGCAUCCCCAGAGCUGCGUGGCUCGAGCAGGCUGCAGUGCCUGACCUUCUUCUACCACAUGUACGGCUCAGGCACGGGUGUCCUGAGUGUGUUCCUCCGACAGGCAGAUGGGACUAAGGACAGGCUUCUCUGGCAGAGGCAUGGGGAGCAGAGCAUCUCCUGGAUGAAGGCCAUGGUGGACUAUGAUUGUUUUAGCAGGCACAAAAUCAUAUUUGAAGCCGUCAGAGGGCCUUCAAUAAGAAGCGACAUCGCUCUUGAUGACAUCGUGUUCAGAAAAGGACCCUGCCAGGAUCCUGGAGACAGCAUCUCAUACUCGGGCUUCUCGGAAAACUUCAAUGAGAUUGAAUACUAAGCAGAUCACUGGAAUAUCAAUGUAUGUUUGUAUCUGCUGUGUGUUUCUGGGAUGUGGGUUUGCAUUGGACAUUGUGGAGAGAGAUGUUUUCACUAUGCAUGGUGGCAGAGAGAUUUUGUUGUUUCUCAUAGGAGAUAAUGUCAUUCUUUUAGAAAUUUUUUUUGGAAGCCAAGGGAACAGCAUGAGAACUGUUUUAUUUUAUAUGUCUUGCUUAGUGGUUAUCAAAUUCAGAAUGCUUUAUUUUGAAUUUUCUGUGUUCUUUGACGUUACCCAGCAUCCUGCCUUUACCAGUCCUGAGGUGCCUGAUAGAGGUAUGGUACUGCUGGGAUAAAAGCUUUGUUUGAAAAUCACAGACAACCUAAGAACUACACUUAUUAGACGUGGACACUGUAUUUCUGCAGAACAUAAAUGAAUGGUUUACCAUUUUUGUAUGAUCACUGAUCAAGUCAGUUCAUUGAUUUUGAUUUACAAGGUCAAUUUACAAGUUUUAUAUAUAUAAAACAUUUUUGUUUGAUUUUGAUAAGUUUAUGGUUUGUAACAUUUGUAUGUGACUUCAUUAAGUAAACACUUUAUGGAAUCUCUUAAGUAAACUUAUAAAUAUUCA